UCCGACACAACACUCUCCUCCACCCCGCACUCCCACCUCCAUCCUCGGUCUCUCUCUCUCGGUCCUUCUCCUCCCUCCCACGCCCGGCUCCGGCUGUGUCUCUCGGUAUGGCGGACGGAGAGAGGUCGCCGCUCCUGUCAGACCUCGGGGAUGGAGCUCUCGGUGGCGGUAGCGAAGGCGGCAGCGGCCCAAACAAACCCCAAAGUUUCCCUCCGUUCCCCAGCCCCACAGCUCCCUCUGUGCUCCUGGGGGAGGACCCUCCUCCGUACUCUCCCCUCGCGUCUCCAGAGAGCGGCUCUGCUCCUGUCAUCAGCUGCAGAGUCUGUCAGAACCUCAUUUCUGUGGAGGGCAAGACCCACCAGCACGUGGUCAAGUGUGGGGUCUGCAACGAGGCUACGCCCAUUAAAAACGCUCCAGCGGGAAAGAAGUAUGUGCGCUGUCCCUGUAACUGUCUGCUCAUCUGCAAAGUCACCUCCCAAAGAAUCGCCUGUCCACGACCAUACUGUAAGAGGAUAAUAAACCUGGGCCCUGUGCAUCCGGGUCCAGCCAGUCCAGAGCCUCAGCCGGCCGGAGCCAGGGUGUCCUGUGGACAUUGCAGCAACACCUUCCUGUGGACAGAGUUCACAGACCGGACACUGGCCCGAUGCCCACACUGCAGGAAAGUCUCCUCCAUUGGUCAGCGGUAUCCCAGGAGGCGGAGCUUGUGGUGUUUUCUUCUCUGUUUGCUUUUUAGCGUCUCCACGGCUGGCCUCAUUGCGGGGACGUGGGCUAAAGCUCAGAUGUAUCCGGGCAUCUACGCGUCUUGGGCCGUGCUGCUGCUGCUCGUCCUGGUGACUCUGGCCCGAGCAUUUUACUGGGCCUGUAUGAGGGUCAGCCAGCCUCUGCAGAGCUUCACAUAGAAUCAAACUACCAACCCCAAACUCCCCCAAACUCCCCGAGCGAAUGGCUUUAAUGAAAACAUUUAUUUAUUUAUGAAAAUGUGAAAAAAAGUUCAACUUCGACUUUUAGUCAAAUGUGAUUCUGAAACAAAGUGGGGUUGUGUAUAGCUAUGAAACCUAAGGCAGUGGUACCCAAACUGUGAGGCUUUGGUCUAUUGGAAUCAGUUCAUAAUAAAACCAAAUUACAUUUUUGCAAUGUAUUUAAUGAUCACCGAUAAUUUCUUAUACAUUACGAGAUUAGUAAAAAAAAAAAUCCUUGUAUUUUUAAAGGUGCUGUACCUGAGUUUUACUGUCUUAAAAACCUGAAAAACAGAAAGUUAUUCCUCACUGACCUUAUGCAUUCUGAGCAUCCUAAUGAUCCACCACCAUGAGUUUAUAAGUGCUUUUCAUAACUUUCAGACAUUAGAGCAGAGUUUUGCCAUCACUGUAAUGCUAACAACAACUAGCAUGCUAACACACACAGUUAUUCUCAGACAAUAAAACACUUUAGAUGCAGACAGCGGACUUUGACCUCAAGAGCUGCUUAUACAAUAUGUCUGUACACAUCUUUGCUCUGCUACACAGAAAAAAAUCAGGUACAGUCACAUUAAUGAACAAAAAAGAUUCUGAAAUUAUCCAAAUCCAGUCUAUAAAAGGUAAAAACUGAAUAUUUUUGCUAAAACUUGGCAGAAUUUAAAUUUUCGAGAUAGGUUUGGUUGAAAUUUGAAAAAAAAAAUUCACCCACCUUUGUCUAAAAUAUUCAUGAACUCUAAGUAAACCAAUGGCCUAUUUUUGACUAAUCCAAACAUUUUUUUUUAAAAAGCUUUGACCUUUCAAAAUAAAAGUCCCGUUAAACACAGCUUUGGGGAUCACUGGCCUGAUUUACACUAAUGAACAAUGUGAGCCGUAUAAGUUUAACAUUUCUGUUAACAUGGCUUGUGUCUGGCUGCUGUUCUGUUUUUGGCUUUAAGUCUGUGGCACAUUUGUUGCAAUUUAUAAACUUAAAAUGAGGGCUCAAUGUUAAAAAAAAGUCAUGUUGGUGUUAAACUGCAUGGUACGGUUAUGUAGUAUUGAGGAGUCGAACCCGCAACCUGCUCACUGAGAGGAGGAGACGGGAUAACCACUCUGCCGCAGUAAUACAGGGAGGACGUGCACUCUUCAUAAACAGACAAUGAGUUGAACCCGCAACCUCCUGAUUUGAGAGGAGGAGCAGAAACCAUACCAUACAGUUUAAUACAAAAUGGCUGCCGUGAUCAUACUUCGCCCUUGCCUUUCAUUGGGAAAAACAAUAUUCCCAAACUUUAAUUUCAUUUAAUAUUUGUCAUAUUUCUAAAAACGUGUGCAUUUGUGUAAAGCAGCUAUGAAGCCAGUGCGGUAAUGUUUUAACACAAUUAUAACUACACUGUAAAAGUUUAAUCUGUGAGUUAAACCGAGCGCAGAAUGUGAACCUGUACUUGAGUCGUUCAGAAUUAUCACGUUCAUCUGCUUGUAAGAAGGCAUAGAAUGUUUUCCCUGAGAUCCAGAGUACACACUGUUGAGUCACUGGCAAAUCUCCCUGAGUUCAGAUGGACAUGAUUGACAGGUGCAUUAGCCAAUCAGGGACAUGCACGGUCUGUCCGUAUCAAAACAAAUAUGGCCACAAAUAUCACAGAGGACUGAAGGUGGAUAUCUGCAGAAUUAAACUCUCUUAAUCUGAGGUGAGAGAGAUUUUGUUCAAAAUGUUGGGUGACCAAUGAGCUCCAAUGUUUCAAAUGCAUCACUGAAAUAAGCAAAUCUGAUUGGACGACCAGAGAAUGCAGAGAGGUGACACUUUGGUAUUGUCAGGGAAGAUAACUUAUCUAAAAUAACACAUCUACUCAAGUGAAAAUCAUACUCUGAACUCGCGUAACUCAUUUUCUAAGUACUUUUUUGCAGUGUAGAAGAUGACGUGCCUCUUUUUACCGUCAUGUUUCUGUAGUUUACAUUGAGCAGCUCUAGUAAACGCGUGUAAUGGGAUUGGGCGGGAUGCAGACAGGAGGCUGUGAUGCUGUGUGAACUGCAUUGGAGUCUCCUGGGACUGACUUUUGAUGUGCGGAAAAAACCUCGAAAAAAGCAGAUGUGAAAGAGAGAUUUGAGUGAAAAAUCCAUAAAUACACAUCCACAUGAAUCCAGCGUCAGAUACAGAAGAGAUGAACUGUCUGCUGUUUUUUGUUUCAAGGGUAAAACUGAAAAAAGAGCAGAUCAAACAUUGUCAAAAGCCCAUAUUGUCUCAAAGUAAAGACAUUCUUAAAGGUGCAGUCCACUGGUUUGUAAUUUGAUACUUUUCUGUUUCUGUUGAAGGUUACAGGUGCACUGUGUAACUUUUUUACAUGCUUGUCUCCAUGGUGAUGCUACUACUUGGUGCUCUCCAUGGAGAUGCUACUGCCUGGAAUGUCCCACAAUAUGGCAUUAAACGUAUGUGUCUAAAAUGGGUUACUUAUGUUAUGUAAAAGGUUAAUGGUGCACUAUGUAACCUUUCAACCUGCUUGUUUCCAUGGAGAUGUUGUCCCAGUAUGGCAUAUUACAUUUAACUAUCUAUAAUGGGAUAUGUAUUUGUAGAAGGUUAAUGGUGCACUAUGUAACUUUUCUACCUUUUUGUCUCCAUGGAGAUGCUGUUGCCUCACCUGGAAUGUCCCACAGUAUGGCAUUAAGCUGGUCUAUCUGUAAUGGAAUCCACAUCUUUUUGUAGAAGGUUAAUGGUGCACUAUGUAACCUUUCUACCUGCUCGUCUCCAUGAAGAUGCUGUUGCUUGGCCUGGAAUGUCCCACAUUAUGGCAUUAAGCUGAUCUAUCUGUAAUGGAACAUGUAUUUUAUGUAGAAGGUUAAUAGUGCACUAUAACUUUCUUACAUUUUUGUUUCCAUGUAGAUGCUGUUCCCUCGCCUGGAAUUUCCCACAGUAUGGCAUUAAACUGGUCUAUCUGUAAUGGGAUAUAUACUUUAUGUAGACAGUGAAUGGUGCACUAUAACUUUUCUACCGUCUUGUGUCCAUGGAGAUGCUAUUGCUCUGUCUGGAAUGUCCCACAGUACGGCAUUAAACCUUUCUGUCUAUAAUGGGUUCAGAGAAGAAUUGCCUUAAUCAAACAGUAAAAGGUAAAACGUGUACAAGUCUGAGCUGAAACACUGUUGGGCUGUUAGUGAUGGGACUUUCGGCUCUUUUAUGGGAUCUGAAUCUUUUGGAUCCGUUUUUUAUAUUAUAUUUAUAUGACAGAAUAACGUGAGAACUUAUUUUAUGUACAAACUAAUCACAGAGAGAAACGACCAAGGCUCAGAUGUGUUUAACGUGGUUCAAACCGAGCGUGGGAGUGAGUUUACCCUUUGGAAUUCUACACAAUCUAAAUCAAACAAUAAUAAUCAUCUAAAAACCGUAUUAUUAUGAUGCCAGAUAUGUUUUUUUUGCUCUCACUCGAGUCGCCUGCACCGCUUCUGUGCUGUUGUAUAUGCCGGUUCAGCUUUAAUCAGUAUAAAAAUGCAUACAAAUUAGACAGAAAAACAUUAGUUAGCUUAAAAAGUGUGAUCCGGUUCCCAACAUGAAGGAACCGUUCAAAAGAGCCGACUCGUUCUUCCAUGUCCCUAUAAAAGAGGGUUUUGGAGGCAAAAGUGGCUGAAGCUGAAUAAUACACAUAUAUACAAUACUGUGGGACAUUCCAAGGAAAGCAAUAAUAUCUCCAUGGUGACAAGCAGGUGGACCCCAGGAACUUGUAGAGAUUAAUGGGGAAAAGCAGGUGGCAGACCCUCUACUAGAAAAGUUCUAUAGUGCAGCUUUAAAGUCCCAGUUUGUAGGAGCAGAGCAGAGCAGUGACAUGUCAAUGCCGUUACCUGUUCAUUCCUCCAUAUUGGACUUGUUUAUCCCAAUGUGUUUGUUCUGUCGAUUUUGCCUGUAAAUAUUUCAAUGACUUUAUUUUUUGUUGCACUGAUGUAAAAGUUUUAUUUUGGCUGCUUUAGUGUCUUUGUUUCUCGUGAAUGAUCAAAUACUAACCUGGAACAACCCCACACUACAUUCACCAAGACUUCAAAUCACUGGAAUUUACAAUGUUAAAGCUUCACUGUGUGACUCUUCUGCUUGUCUCCAUAGAGAUGUUGUUAUUGCGUCGACUGGAAUGGCCCUCGGUGUGGCAUAAAAAUUCUCUAUCUUUGUGGAAAUGAUAAGCAAGUGACACUACAAUGUGCAACUUUUCGUGUCACUGUGGAAAUGGUAUAGUGCUUUGCCUGGAAUAUUUCACAUUGUGGCAUUAAACUUGUCUAUUUCCAUGGAAACGACAAGCAAGUGACACGUAGAAAAAUUCCACAUUGCACGUUUAAAAGUGCAAUGUCAAACUUUUCUUGUCUCUGUGAUGAUUUACCUGAAUAUUUCACACUGUGGCAUUAAACUUGGAACGGCUUGGCCAAGUUACUGGUCUGAUCUGUGGAGAGGCGACCCCACUCAGUCAGAAUACAUGUUUUUGUAAUUGAACAAAUUUAAAAACAUGUAUAAUGCCGUGAUAGGGAAUAUUCCAGGCGAAACAAUAACCAGUGACAUCUCCAUGGAGACAAGCAACUUCUUGAGAAAAGUUCCACAGUGCAGCUUCAACUAGUCAAAUAAUGAUUCAUAUUCUGAGAUGAGAAUAUUGAUUUUUCUGCAGUGUCUUUGGACCUGAUGACAUUGUACAAACGCAGAGAGAAUGAAUAUUUGGGCUGAAAGGACUGGGUUUUCAAAUGGACCUGUUUCAUUAUUUUGUUAUUUUUAUUGCACCAAAACAAACUGCUUCUCAAAACCAGCUCCUCACUCACCCAAGGAUAUUCAUAUUUAGUCAUUUUUACAUCAUUUUGAAGUAAACUCCAAAUCAAAAUGACAGAAAAAGUACAUUUGCUCACCCCGGGUUGAAGGUUUUUGGUUUAUUUUCAGAGACGCCCAAGGAGAAGGAGAUGAGUAAAGUUGAAGUUUUAUUUUGAUACUUUUUAAGAGGACUUUAAGUAUCAUUGCUCUUUCUAUGAGAUGGGUGGAAUCUAAUGCUAGCUACAAAAACAUACUUUAAGUAUGUAAGAAGUAAAUGUAUUUUUGCAUUUUAAUGGUAUGCAGUUAGUAGCUGUGUCUUGCUCAAGGACACAUAAAAAGUAUAAAAUAGGUCAGAGCAGCACUCAAACUAUCAACCCCAAAAUAAUAAUGUAAAUCUACACAUGUGCAACAAAGACUUUACAGUAACACUGGGUGACAAAAAUGAAUUAAGUUGCGUGCAUUAAAGGGGCUGUACCUGAUUUAAAAUGUGACAAACACGUUCAUUUUAAAGAGUUUGCAGUGGUUAGUCCUCACUUACCUAAUGCAUGUAGAACUGGACAGUGAAAUGUUUUAUAAUUAGACGCAGACAGCACACAGUAGACUUAUUUUUACCUCAAGAGCCACUUAUACAAUAUCUCUGUACUUGGGCAAGACACAUUUUGCUCAAAUACACGGAAAAACCACAGGUACUUUAAGUUUUGGUUUUGGAAAAUUGUUGAAAAAUGUUCCUCCAAAUCCCAAAUUUACAGCUCAAUGUUUCGAAACUGAACAAAAAUUCCCAAAGUAUACAUCAGGUAAUUCUCCAGUAAACGACAGUGAAAGGUUUGUCUUGAGAGGCAGUUGUUGAGUGUAAAAAUCAUAUUAUUUUAAUGUAAAAUUAUUGAAUCAUGUUUGAACGUCCGACGUCGAUCCUGGCUGAAGCUCCUCUGAGAGUUUGUUUACACUGAAAUAAAGAU
Periophthalmus magnuspinnatus is the source of this 6644-nucleotide messenger RNA. It is a transcript of the gene pip4p1a, whose product is annotated as phosphatidylinositol-4,5-bisphosphate 4-phosphatase 1a. Gene Ontology annotation, molecular function: phosphatidylinositol-4,5-bisphosphate 4-phosphatase activity. NCBI's taxonomy places the organism in Eukaryota, Metazoa, Chordata, Actinopteri, Gobiiformes, Gobiidae. Gene Ontology annotation, biological process: phosphatidylinositol dephosphorylation. The transcript is spliced from 7 exons. The coding region runs from base 108 to 899 and encodes 263 amino acids. Gene Ontology annotation, cellular component: lysosomal membrane; late endosome membrane; phagocytic vesicle membrane. The record is from RefSeq and is a predicted model, not a curated record.